AAGUAUCAUUCUCAGCAUGUGAGCGCUUAUAACGGCCGUUAAUGGCGGAUUCUCCAUUCCAUCGCGUCCAAACCCUGGUCUCGAUCUUCUCUCGAAAGUCGCUCCUUCACCUCCAAAUCUCUCCCCCAAUCCAAAGGAAAGCGGAUGAAUUCCUCCAAUUCCCCCAAUGGAUUCCUCCCAGACGACGUCGUGCUUCAAAUUCUCGCGAGAUUACCCAUCAAAUCCCUCUUCCGAUUCAAGUCCGUGUGCAAAUUAUGGCGGCGAUUGCCUUCCGAAAAGCACUUCAUCGACCUCUACUUCCAAACAUCCGCCAAAGACCCUACCUUGCUGAUCGAAAUCCCCGAUUCCAUCCAUCUCUCGUCCCAUCUCGUCUCCAUCGAUCGAUUCAGGGAGGUAACCACGCUCUCAUUGGAUUUCUUGAACGAUAGGGUUAAGAUAAGAGCCUCUUGCCAUGGAUUAUUGUGCUGCGCCAGCUUGAGGAAUCGAGGGGUUUACUACGUUUGCAAUCCGAUGACCAGGGAGGUCCGAGUGCUGCCGAGGACGAGGGAGAGGCCCUUCACCAGGUGCCAGCCUGAAUACGAGGCCACCCUCGUCGGCUUGGCAUUUGAUCCGUUUUCUUGGAGAUUUCAUGUGGUUCUCGCCGGCUUCCACCGCCACUUCGGCUACCGGCCCCAGGACCAGUUGGUCUGCCAGGUGUUUGAUUCCAGAAACAAUGCUUGGAGUCGAUCCAUUUCGUGUUUAUACGAAGAAUUCACCCAUAUGAAUCGCAGCCAGGUUGUGUUCUCGAGCAAUUCGCUUCAUUGGCUGACGCAUAGCUGCACUUAUGUGCUUGCUUUUGAUUUAAAAGGAGGAGUUUGGGGGAAGAUUUGGCUGCCGGAUGAGGUGUUGCUAAGUAGAAAUGGCUCAAGAAUUUAUCUUUUGGAGCUGGACGGUUUGGUGUCGGUGGUUCAGAUAUCGGGGGUCUGGAUGAGUGUGUGGGUUUUGAGGGAUCAUGGGACGGAGCAAUGGAGUUUAGUGGAUAAAGUGCAUCUCCGAUGCAUCAAUGGAUACACAGCCAGUGUCUUCCCAAUAUGCCAGAGCAGAGAUGUGAUCUUCAUGGCGACACAGAAGAAGGUGUUGAUGUACGAUCGGAAUGGCAAGAUGUGGAAGGAGAUACAUGGUGUGAGAGGUGCUUCCACAUACCCAUUGUGGUUCCUUUCAUAUGCUUUCAAGUCCUCACUUUUUCCUUGCCGCCAUUGAGGUGAGGAGUUUAUACAGAGGCAUUGCUGUUGGAUACUUAUUUUGAGUGCUUCAUAAGUAUUAUUGUGUAUAUCCAUGGGUAGGUGUUGUAAAUGGAUGGACAUGUCUAGGUAGUUUUAUUUUAUCAUUUCUACUUUUCUCUGAUGUGUAUGAUUCUGGUUCAAACGAAAUUCUUCAGUCAAUUUUUGUUGGAUA
Messenger RNA from Elaeis guineensis (African oil palm), 1434 nucleotides. RefSeq names its product F-box protein At5g49610. The record is from RefSeq and is a predicted model, not a curated record. Gene Ontology annotation, molecular function: protein binding. NCBI's taxonomy places the organism in Eukaryota, Viridiplantae, Streptophyta, Magnoliopsida, Arecales, Arecaceae.